AUGGGCGAACGCAUGCCCAUCAAAAUUUUGGAACACGGCAGGCUUCAAGAUUAUGAUGUCGAUCCCUCGAGAAUUGGGUUUAGAUGGGUGACCAUGGAGACCGAAAGGUGGGUGAGCGUGAAGAAACUUUGCGUCGUGACCAAGAACUCCGUGUAUCACUGGUCACUGGACGGAACCACCACCCCCGCGAAAAUUUUUGAUAGACAUGCUGACACGAAGAAUUGCGAUGAGAUCAUCGACUAUCUCGUGGACGCCGAAGAAAAGUGGAUGCUCGUGGUUGGGGUGAAGGUGAUGGAUGGGAACAUAAUUGGGCUCAUGCAACUCCACAAGAGAGGUACCGAUAAGGAUAGAAUAAUACAGGGUCACGCUGCGAUGUUUACGUCGGUGAUGGUGGAGCGCGGAAUAUAUCCCACGAAAUUUUUUAUUUAUGGCGCGCGUGAUCAAGAUUCUUCGAAGCUUCACAUAACGGAGAUGGAUCACCGAGAGGAGAACCCGGUGAUACCGGACAAGACAGUUGACAUCUUUUGCCAAUCGGAAGACACCAACGACUUUCCCAUAUCGAUACGGGUUAGCAAGAAAUACUAUCUAAUCUUCCUGCUAACAAAAAACGGCUACGUUCAACUAUUCGACCUGGAGACCGGGAUAUGCAUUUACGUGGAGCGGAUUAGUCUCUCAAGCGUUUUCGCGUCGGUCCCAGAUGAUUUGGGAGGAAUUGUUGGGGUGAAUCGGACUGGACAGAUUCUGUCCGUAGAGAUAGAUGAAGCGUAUAUCAUCACUCACAUUCGCAACAAUCUAAACAAUCGAGAUCUGGCAAUCCGGUUGGCCAGAAAAAACAAUUUGCCCGGAGUCGAAGAUUUAUUUCCUGAUGACACCGACAAUUCUGAUGAUAUAAUCUUAUGA
Molecule: messenger RNA, 900 nt
Organism: Acaulospora colombiana
Lineage: Eukaryota; Fungi; Glomeromycota; Glomeromycetes; Diversisporales; Acaulosporaceae
Source: the annotation of a GenBank genome assembly